Clonostachys rhizophaga is the source of this 2550-nucleotide messenger RNA. NCBI's taxonomy places the organism in Eukaryota, Fungi, Ascomycota, Sordariomycetes, Hypocreales, Bionectriaceae. The record is from the annotation of a GenBank genome assembly.
AUGGAGGACCUUAGCCUGGAGUCGGCCAUCCGGCUUGGCCAUUUUGGCGAGUUCGAGCUGAUGAUAGACCAGCAUCCGAACCUAGAGGAACCACUGUCUUUUGGUCUCCCACCGCUGUGUUACGCGCUGCGGUACAGACGUCUCGACAUGGUCAGAGUCCUCCUAGACAGAGGGGCGAGAGUCAAUCUAGAUCUUGAGGAGUACAUGCCUAUCCUUGUCGCCGUCAGAGCCGGGCAAGUUGAGCCUGUCCGGUGGCUAGCUGACAAGGGCGCUCAGCUCGACGCGAGCCACCACGGCAUCGUGGCCUUGAGCAUCGCGAUAGACGCGUCCAGCGUGGAAAUUGUUCGUUUGCUGCUCGAGAGGGGGGCCGACGCCAAUAAGCCGCUGCAAGUUGGAACUCCUCUCCGCGCGGCGGUCCAGAAGAGAAAUCGGGAGAUUGUACAGCUCUUGUUGGACGCGGGGGCCAAAAUGGGAUAUGAUAAUGAAAGAAGUUUUCAGGGUCGUACGAUCCUGGACAUGGCCGUUGAAAGCGGCAGCGUGGAAAUCACGAGCCUUCUUCUCGAACGGGGAGCAAUACGAGAUCUUGCAAGGCAGACGGCACAUACGCCGCUCGUUGUUGCAGCUGGUAGAGGCCGUCUCGAGAUAGUCAAGCUUCUUUUCCAUCAUGGCUGGAGCGUACAGGGCCUAGUAAAGGAUGCUGUUACGCCUCUUACCACCGCCGCAGAUGGUGGUCAUGAUCGAGUCGUGGAGUGGCUCAUUUCAAACGGGGCGGAGAUACAUGCCACCACGAGGGGCAAAACGCCACUUCACAGAGCCGCCUUCAACGGCCAUGUUCGCACUAUGAGACUCUUGGCCGAUGCAGGGGCCUAUAUUGAGCAGCAAAGUGCCGACGGGUCGUAUCCUAUCCACGUUGCUGUGUUGUCUCACAACUGGAAGGCUGUUAGGUUUCUGAUCAAGCGGCGGGCAGACAUCGAGGCAAAGGCGCCAGGGAGACGUAGCCCUCUUCAGUACGCCGCAGACGCUGGCUGUUUUAAAGCUGCAAAGUGUCUGCUCGCGCACGGUGCCAGGAUAGAUGGCCCCGAGCUACGAGAUUACUCCCCGCUUGCCAUAGCUGCCAAGGGAGGACAUCUCCUCAUAGUUCGGUUGCUCCUUUCCAAAGGAGCCGAUGUACAUGUCCGUCGCGAGAAUGGCUGGACACCGCUGCAUCUAGCUGCGCACGCCGGACAUGUCGAGGUCGCGUACGAGCUGCUUGAGCACGGAGCAGACAUUGAAGCCACCGAUGACCAUGGGUCCACUCCCCUCCUCUUAGCAGCUAGAUACGGUCAGCUGGGCGUGCUUAACAUGCUACGGGAUCGUCGUGCGAAUCUUCAUGCUCGAGGAAAAGAAAACGAAACUUCGUUGCUCUUGGCCGCAAAGAGGGGGCGCCACCACCACAUAGUCAGGCGCCUCAUAACGAUGGGGCUCGCUCCAAGCAUCGACACUCCGAGGAAUGAAGGUCUCACGCCGCUAUUAGCUGCUUCUAAAGCGGGAUUUUGGAAAACGGUCAAGGUCCUGCUUGAGUACGGUGCAGACAUGGAGGCGAGGGGUGGGCGGGAUCAGGCUACACCACUCAUUGCCGCUGCACGUAGCGGGAGCAUCAAAACCGUCAAGCUACUGCUGGAUCACGGCGCAGAAAUUGACGUCACCGAUGAUGGCAAUUUCACCCCUUUGAACACUGCCGCAGACUCGGGCUACUUCAAAAUGGCGGAGCUCCUAUUGCGACGGGGGGCAAAUCCAGACACACCAGACAUCGGGGGCUGGACGCCGCUUUUUGCCGCCUCGUCCGCGGUUGCAGGAAACAACAUGCGACUUGUAGAAAAGCUUUACCGACUUGUCCCGUUUCAGGCUCUCCCACUCGAUAAGAACAACCGAUCUCCGGUUUUCAUUGCCGCUCUUCGGGGACACCUAGAUAUCAUGAAGCUCUUCCUCAAGAAGAACUUGAAUCUCGCCUUCACGCCGGACGUCCAUGGUUCAAUACCCCUCUCUGCCGCCAUCCGGCAUGGCCAUGCACAUGUCGUCAUGUACUUGCUUUCCCUAAAGCAGGUAUCCCUCGAUGCUGCAGACCUACACGGCAAAAGCCUGCAGUAUUGGCUGGAUCGGCAUGGAACGGAUGAGAUCAAGCUUUUAUUCAAAGCACUAAAUCAAUUACAGGACAAGGUUGGCUCUCCGGGCCUCUUUAGAAGAGUCCUAAAAUUAUGGUUAGAGCAAAUGGGAGAAAAGGAUGUCAAAUUCUUGAUUCGCAGCAUAGACCCAUCCAUUCUACGUGAGGAAGGGGCCCAGAAAAAGGACAAAGUCGGACCGAAAAAGGUACAGAGAGCCAAUGAUGGAUUUGUGUCAUGGUGUGAUGUUUGUACUCUCAAUGUCUUGGAUAAACAGCCUUAUUUCCUUUGUCAGAUUUGCGACAAUGGUAGAUUUGUGGUCUGUCCAGACUGUAUUUGCCAUGGGGUUAGAUGCUGGGACAAAUCCCAUGAACUGACCUUCACUACCGACGAAGAUUUAUCAAAUACUUGA